AUGAGGUUGCUUCCCCCGGGAACGUUCUCUGACUAUCUUGCGCUGUUCCACGAGAAGCACACUUCUGACGGAGUAAAGGUUUCCUUGAAGCUGUUUAUUUCCGUUUGGGCUGACUCCUUCGCGGACCUGCUGGCCAUCCGACAGCAGUCCCAGCACGCCACAUGUGCUUCCUGCAUCCGUCACAAGAUGUUGCUGAGAAAACUAUGCGGUGACAAGCACGGGCGUGAGGCGCAGAUGCAGCAGUAUGUGCAGCACCUUCGUCGACAAUACGCUGACAGGGCGGUGUAUUGGUCCUCGCGCGCUGUGUCGCGAUUGAAGACGCUGUCAAGCGGCCUUCAAACAAUUUGCAUGGUGGUUGACGCCAUGGACCACUCCAAGUAUCGAUACCCGAGAUCAAUUGUGUUUUCAUCAAAAGAGUUUUCGGGCUUCAUCCGUCCCGCCAUGGACAUGCAUUGUUGCAUCAUCCACGGGCACGACGUGGUCCUGGCCCUGAGCGAGCCCUUUUUGCCAAAAGAUUCAAACUGGUGCAGCGAUUUGGUGUCCCACUGUCUCCACCGAUUGUCAGAGCACACUGAUUUGAGGUGUUGCGAGCUCAUACUCCAAUGUGAUAAUACGACUCGAGAGUGUAAAAAUAACACUCUUAUGAGGCUGUUGUCAGCUGCGGUUGGCUCCCAUCGGCUGCGUCGGGCCGAGUUGAGAUGCCUUCAGUCCGGGCAUUCUCAUGAAGAUGUGGAUCAAGUUUUUUCUUAUUUGGCAUCCUUUCUUGAGGCGCACAAGGAGCUACACACACCUGCAGAUUUCAAACAGCUGUUGGAGACCUGGCUCAGCAACCCAGAAGUUCGGCCCAACGAGCCACGACGCGUGGUUCAUUUGGUUGGCGCUGUCCGGAACUGGCGAGACCAUUUGCACAUCGGCUGCUGUGGCAACAACUUGGUGGGCGUUGGGGGGCCGGGUGCGCCGCACACGUUUGCCUUUGACAGGGCCGCCGACUUGCCAGGCAUUUUGCGGAACACCGUCAAGACAUCCUUUUGGGAUCGCAUGGGGGUGCCGCCUGAUUCUUCCGAUGUGGUUCUUAGGACAAAGCAGUGGAUGUCGGACGAGUCCUUCCGAGACCCAAUCUUGUAUUUGCCAGCUGCGGUGUUAAGGGAGAUGGCUGCUACGGGCGCUGUGCCUGGAGGACAAGACCCUUUCAACAUGCACGCGGCGGCUUGCCACCUAGAACGCUUGGCUCGCGGCGCUGUGCCUAACGCGUUACACGUGAGGGCGCAGAACUUAAAAAAGCAGGCGCUUGGCAAGUACCGCGCUUCAAAUCGGAGCCAUCACAUCCACGUCGCAGCUGCGCGGCUUUGGGCAGAAGGGGUGCAGUGGCAAAGGGCGAUUGAUAUCGUGACUGAAGCCUUUGACGCUGCAACCUACGAGGAAGAGAAGGAGAAGUUGGACUCGCACAAGUCCAUUGAUGCGUACUUCACGCAUAUCUUCAGCUCCAAGGAGGCUCUACUCACCUUCUCGCAAUGGGUGGACGCUGAGUUUCCCGCAAGGUCCUACGCUGUGCCCUCAUCUCUUCAAAGCCACGGCGGCAUCCUUCUGCGGCCUUGGCAGUUGCCGCAUUCACCAGAGUUCUUGACGGAUGCAGAUGUGGCAGGGGUGGAAAAGCUGGCUGUGUCCUCGAUGCGGCCUGACUUGGGUUGCAAGCCUCCUUUUGACAUUGCGGCCAGUGAGAUCGACCCCGUGUGCCACAGCCUUCUUGGCGCCCAGUCCGUUUUCAUGGUGAAGGGGUGGAGCUUUGCGACUGUGCACGCGACGGUUGCUGUUGUGGCGGGGGUGGACGACCCGUCCAUGCUGGUCCAGCAGAACAGGGGAAUCACACUUGGGUCCUCCAUCCGACGGAGGCCCAACGCCUUCAACUUGCUUCACCAGAUUCGCCUGUUGUCGAAGAUGGGCAAGCAGGAGGACAGCCUGGACUCCUUCAACUCCGCAGCUCAGGUGGCGCAGGCGUACCAGAUAGGGAUUUGGGGGAUGGGCAAGUUUAUGACGCAUGAGCCCAUAGCGGCGGGUGCCUUCAACCAUGACUGGUGCUCAGCUGGGCCUCUUCUCUCCAGCUGGUCGACGGAGCUCACCAACACGCCCCAGUUCAUGAUGAAGCACGCCGACGCUGAGCUCACGGCAAUGUUGGAGGAAACGGUCCCGCCAGUGGAUCUGAGCCGCAUUGGCAGCUUUCGGGCCGUGAUCCAGAAGUAUCAGAAACAGGCGGAGGAUGAGAAGGUUCAAGCUGCGGAGCAGAGCCGCGUCUCAAAUGACGCAGGGUUGCAGCGCGAACCCAAGUUUGCCCCCAACCAGGGCGCUAUGGACAUGAAGUAUUUGGCGACAAGAUACGCCAAAGGCAAAGAAGCAGUUGCGGGCUUCAUGAACAAGAACCACAGAUACACGCAGAUCAACUCUGGGCUUGGAGAGGCGCAAGCAGAGCUCUUGCGAUGGCAGAACGAGGAUGGUCAGGGCGGCGGCUCGCAGCCGUCUCUUGGCGCUCUUCUGAUUGACGAGGCUGUGGAGUUGGGGAAAUCCAUCAGCAGCAACAACAAGAACGCCGUCCUGUUUGCCUUGCUGCCGCUGCCGCACGCGUCGACGGACAAGUUGACAGUGAUCAAGAACAGACGGGCUUUGGAAGACAAGCUGUUGUCGCAGCUUGGCCACGGUCAAUGA
Effrenium voratum is the source of this 2697-nucleotide messenger RNA. NCBI's taxonomy places the organism in Eukaryota, Dinophyceae, Suessiales, Symbiodiniaceae. The record is from the annotation of a GenBank genome assembly.